Messenger RNA from Cladocopium goreaui, 8268 nucleotides. The record is from the annotation of a GenBank genome assembly. NCBI's taxonomy places the organism in Eukaryota, Dinophyceae, Suessiales, Symbiodiniaceae.
UUGUGAAACUUUUGCCUGCUGACCGCAGAGCUCUUGGGCGCAAGUUCAGACGGAAAAGGUUCCGUGCCUUGACCGCCGUUGAUGGCGGUGUCUUCAUUCGUGGUGAUCCCUGGAGCCGAGGAGACGCCUCGAUGAGAGCUCCGGGAUCUUACUAUCCACCUGGUCGAACAAACCACGAUGGUGGUGCUGGUCCGCAGCUCCAUGGUCCUGGUGGAGCCCCUCAACAAGGCAUCAAUGUGGCGCCGAUGGCAGCACCAGUUGGCUCAGGACAAUAUGGAUGUACUGGAUGCCCUCAGGUGACUGCCUCUUCAGUUCUCCAUAACUUGGACAAUUCAGCGUUGCCACAACCUGCACCACAUGUACAAAGUGCUUUUGAGAUGCUGGGUAAAACGCCUGUUGCUGGACUGACCCAUGAAAGAGUUGACAAGGAUGAUGUUAUGAUGAAAGCGCUGUUAGCAGCGAUCAGCGGCGACAAAAAGAUGUUGCCUCCUUGGAAUGGAAGUGUGGAAACCCUUCGUGCAUGGCUACGGCAACUCUCUCUAUGGGAACUAGACAACAAUUUGCCGAAGUCACGUUGGGGUCUGAAGCUGAUGCAGUCCUUUCAUGAAGGAACGGCACCUCGCCGAAUAGCUGAAGCAAUAGAUUUAGCAACGUUGACUUCGGAGUCUGGCUACAGUGCUAUAUUGUCCUCGUUGAUGGCGAAGUAUGCGCCAUACCUGGAAGCCUCUGGACCAGCAGCUGUGGAGAAUUUUUUCUAUGGCAAUGAAAGAUCCAAGAAUGAAAGCUUCUCCACAUACAUAGCAGCCAAAGAAAUCGCUCUGCAGGAGAUGGAAAGCCAAUUGGGUGAAAAACUUUCCCCAAAAAUUGCUGGUCGAAUUCUUUUGCGUCAUGCUGGCCUGAACGACCUUCAAAGGGAAAACCUUGCGGUGAGAUACAAUGCCCUGCUCACCUUCGAUCAGGCAGCUGCAGCACUACGUCCUCUAGAUCGUCCUGAAGCUCUGAUGUCAAGGGUUGCAAAGACCUAUGUGACAAGCACUCAGGUCGACGGUGAGUUGGAAGAUGAGCAGACCAAUGAGGAUGACGAUGAGCUGCAGCCCGACGAAGAUGAGUUGUCGGGCCCCGAAAGUGAUGGUCGUGGCAAUUUCACCUACAUGCUGUUCGACCCUGAACAGGAAUAUGAUGAAGAUGAGGCAAACUAUGUCUGGGCCUACAACUCUGCUUACAAGGACGUUCGCAAAGAGCUCCAGGAAUGCCCCAAGCGUGCUCAGGAAUCAGCAGCCAAUUUUUUUGUGUGUCAGGGAAGCUCUGGAAACCAGAACAAGGUCUAUGUGAACAUCUCCGAAGCCAAGGAGAAAAAGUUUUCAGUUUUUGCUGGAGUUCAAACUUCCGGCAAUGAAGCAGUUGUCGACACAGCGGCUGAGGAAGCAGUGAUUGGUUCAGCUGCAAUGGCAAAACUCAGACAAUGCUUGGAAAGCUACGGUUUGAAGCCCGCACCAGCGCAUGGGGCAACAGUGACCUGUGCUGGGAUUGGCGGCAGUGCAAAGAUUCUUGGAAUUUAUGAUGUACCAGUUGGAGUGGCUCGUACCAAUGGGCUGAUCCGUGUGACUGAAAUCAGCGACGAAGGAUCUUUUUGCACCCCGUUUCUCUUGCCCAUCUCUUACAUUGAGUUGGUAGGUGCGACAGUUGAUGUGAGCAAGGAACUGUUUACUUUGAAGAAUGGCAAUAGUACGCCUAUGAGGCGAUCUCCAUCAGGGCACCGCGCCAUUUCAGUGCUUGAGUUUGCAGGCAAGUGGACGUUGCCACAGCAGCUGUUGAAUGAGUUGAAAAUUGAAGGUGAGAACCCUUUUCAAGCUGCAUCACCCAAGCCUUCUCCUGCGAAGAGCUCAACUUCAACGAAGUUUGCACAAAGACCUGGAGUUGCUGUUUGGUUGAAAACGGCUCAGCAUCAGUUGCAAUACAUGGGCAAGCAUGCGGCAGCCAGCAAUGCAGCCUACACCAAUGCAGUUCUUUGCAACAGCCUGCAUUGGAUCGUGCUACAACAGAAAGCCGACCGUCCGCAAACACCCAGGGAACUCAAGAUCCCGUUGCGCCCCAAUCUCGACCUGGUGAGUUUUGGACGGGCGAUGCAGAAGCGUGUGACGCAAUGGCUGCUGGCUCAGAACGAAGACAUGCCAGACCCGGUGCCGAAGAAGAAGUCACCACCGGAAAAACUCAUGCAGGCCUGGCGUCGCAUGGUGUUGGCAACCAUCAGGUUGUACCUGGAGGUGAUGUUACAGUCGGUGACCGACUACCUGACAAGCAGAAACAGGGGAACCAUGGCAAAGCUCCCGAAGGCCAAGAAGGACAAGUCCCUGGUCCCAGCGGAGUCGAAGAAGACCGCCAAAGUCAGGCGUGGCAUAGGGCAGCCUCUGCCUCGCUCCAAAGCAUGCAAAAGCUGGCCCAAAGAGCCCUUGGACUGUGCUCACGAAGAAAGCCAAUUGAGGCAGCGGGGGUCAAAGGACAGUUUUUGGUGGACGUGCCUGCAAUGUGGAAGCCGAUGGCAGCGCGUGGAGUGGGAACCCGACAUGGAGCUCAACGCUGGUGCGGCCUCUUCAGGGGAAUACCGCGGUUCAGCGGGAACAGAGAAGAUCCAGACGUCUUCCAAGGUGGCAUACCCAAGCAGACUGCCACCGCCGAGAUCAAGGCCCAACCUGACAACCUUGGUCGUCGAGGAGGAGACAGUGGUCCGCACAGAUCCCCUGAUGGCACACGAAGGGAGGAUGACACCAGCACCCAUGCAGUCAGAAGUACAACUCCCAAUGCCGCUGGAGCACCCACAGAACCGCCACCGCCAAGCAGCCAUGGGGAUUCCACCAACAACCAGUCUGGUGACCGACAUGGCGGCUCAGGCACUGAUGGAUGGGAUGGAUUUCGACCCAACCGAUCAGACAGCCGAUCAGCAGUUGGAGAAGUUGAUGGCCGAGCACAAGAAGGAGCGCCGCAAGCAGAUGCAGAUGGCCAGUGGAGUUCGACCUGCCCAACCAAGGUCAAAGUCUCGAGGACCAGCAUCAUCGGAGCUGGAAAUCCAGGAGAUCCACACGUCGGACGACGAGACGACUCCACGCAAAGCCAUCCAAGACUUUCAGAUGGCCACGAAGUUGGCAAUGUUUGCAACGGUCCUGGUUUGCUCUCAGUUGCCCGAUGCAGAGCAACGGAUCUCUACGUUGCUUGGUCCUCGGAUGGAGUUUGAGGACAGCUACAGCACUGAGGGUGACCUGGGCAUCAAAGAAAUGACUUUUUCCUUGAAUGCCAGCACGUCUGAGCUGGCCCGCACUGAUUUUGAUGGUGUGCCCAAAACCAUCGACAAGCAGCAACGACAACACGUUUCUUUUGCACUACGAAACUAUCUCGACCACAUUGGCGAGAUCUACAGCCCUCCAAGAGCCACUGCAAUGUCUCCAGGUGAAGGACUCCGUGGGAAGAUAGCGCUGGACCUGACCAACGGCUGGGACUUCUGCAAGUCAGAGCAUCGCCAAAAGGCUGUGAAGCUGGUGAAGACGCACAAACCUGCAGUGCUGUUACUUUCACCUCCAUGUGGACCAUUCUCAUCCCUACGGAACUUGUCAAACAGCAAGCGUGACAGUGAACAAGUUCGACGUGAAGUCAUCGAGGGUGAGCUCCACAUGAACUUCGCCAUCAGCUUGGCCAUGCUACAGAUCUCCGAAGGCCGUGGGUUCAUCCUGGAACAGCCCAAGAAUGCCAAGUCUUGGAAACUCCCCAAGAUGCUGGAGUUGCUGGAUCAUCCAGACGUUUACCAGAUCCGCGUGGACAUGUGCCAGUUUGGCCUACGUGCUCAAGCAGGUCCCUGCAAAGGGGAGCUGGUCCAAAAGCCCACACUCCUGGCCACCAACAUUGCAGAGAUGGCUCACUACGUUCAGAAGACUUGCAACAAGUCGCAUCAACAUGGAAUGCUGGUUGGCGGCUCAGCUAAGAUGGCCGCGAUCUACACGCCCCACUUUGUCAAGGCAUUGCUGCAUGGUAUCAAAAAUGCCCUUGGAAUCAAAGCAGCAAAGCCUCAGAAUCCACAACUUCACCAAGCCUUCCUGUAUGGCAAGUCGAUUGGCAUCCAAGCCCAAAUUUUUGCAGUGGAUUGCCAAGAGGCCAACAUGGACUUUGCAAUGGCCUCCAAUUCACAUCCGCAAUCAUUGGACUUUCAGGCCGAUGGACUUAGGCAGGUGGUUGGAUUUGGACUUGAGCCACCUGCCCGGCCAAAUGCAGAAGCCAGUGGACUUCAUCCAUCCAAUGGACUUUCACGGAUGGUCUGGCCUGCAGCAGCGGAUGAUGAAGACUUGCCUGAGGCAGUUGUGCCAGAGGCAGUGGAUGACGAGGUGUUGGAAGAAACUCGCCGUCAGCUUCGCAAUGUUGGCGAGCAACCUGGAGUUUCCAAAGCCCUUGCAAAGAUGGAGGACUUCAAAAAGGUGGAUGAGGGAGAGUUCUCGCUUCCUCCAAACUUGAGGCGAGAAGUUCAUCGAGUGCAUCGGAAUCUUGGUCACCCUGGAUUGGACAUCUUCGUCCGUGCUUUGCAGAAUGCUGGAGUUCAGGAACAUAUCAUCCAGUGGACCAAGAGACACUUCAGAUGCCCGACCUGCAAUGCACUUCCUCGACCAAAACCAGCACGACCUGGACACUUGAUGCGAGCAUUGGAGUUCAACACUGUGGUUGGCAUUGACCUGUGCUUCUUGGACUUACAGCACAAACAGGUCAUCCUGCUCAACAUGCUGUGUUGGGGCACCAAUUUCCAACAAGCAUGCAUCUGCCAGAGCAAGAAUGCAGAUGAAGUGGUUGAACGUUUCAUGAGCGAAUGGGUGAAGCAUUAUGGACCUCCCGUUCUUUUGGUCAUGGACAGAGGCAAGGAGUUUGACAACGACAAGCUCAAGGAGCUUGUGGGUGGUCUUGGCGUUGGACUCCACUACACAGACGCCCAAUCACCUUGGCAGAACUCAAGAACUGAGAAGGCUGGAGGUAUCUUGAAAGAGAAGAUCCUAGCGACAAUCCACGCCACAUCAGCCUCGAUGGAAGAGCUGCCAUAUGUCAUCUCUGAAGUGGUAGCAGGACGAAACCGCUACAUGGAUCGAUUUGGAUUUAGCCCCAUGCAGCGUGUCUUCGGCAAGAACCUGCGCCUCCCAGCCUCUCUCCUUGCCACCGACGCCCUGAACCGCGAGCUGGCGGAUGCGUCGGCCACAGACCCCAUUCACCGAUCAUGGGAGAUUCGAGAUGCAGCUGCCCGCGAAUGGAUCCGAAAGCAGGACCAAGGUGCUGUGCGACGCAGUCUGCGCGCUCAAACCCGCACCAGCGACCAACAGAAGAUUCCUGCUGGAUCAUGGGUCUACGUCUUCCGGGACACACCUUCCUACAAGGGUUGGAUUGGCCCUGGCGUCACUAUCGCCGAAGACUCCACUGGAAAAUCAUCCUGGGUGUCUAUGCGCGGCAGGCUAUGGAAGGCAUCUCGAGAACAACUUCGACUAGCCACACCUGAAGAAGAGCUUGGAGCCGAGCUCAUUGUUGAGCUUUCCAAAGAGAUGCUGGCGAAACUGAGCAAGCCAGGUCAUGUCGUCUAUCAAGAUGUCACUCAAGAAGGAGGACCCACAGACGACUAUUAUGAUGAAGUUCUCAGGACCUUGAAUGUCCGUGAAGAAGGAGCUCAACAAACUGAGACCCAAGAUGGCUCAUCUCAAUCAGGUGAUGCAACAACUUCAACCACGACGAGCACCACGGGAAGCUCUUCAGGUCAAGCUCACAUGGAGGUGGACACGGAAGUGGAUGGUUCAAAUGUGACGACGGCACCAAACUCUGAACUGCCUAGCAGACGUGCGAGCAUCGCAUCUGAGACUGGAGUGCCAACCGCACCAAUGGAAGUCAUUCCAGAAGUGAGUGAACCAGCAAGCCCUGUGAGCAUGCCCCCACAACCAAUGCUACCGGCAAGAACUUUUGGCCCGUCAGCUGUUGAACGACAACGUCAUUCAGCACCAUACCCAGCUGCACGGCCACGAGCACCUGCACAAGAACCGUUGUUGGAUCAGCCAGAGACACCAACGCUGAGACAAAGUUCUGUGACAGGUCCCACACCAACCUUGAGUCAGAGGUCAGUGACAGAAGCAGCCCCAAGGACACCAUUUCCAUUCAACCCGGGUGCGCCCUCUCUUCCAAGGCCACCGAAUCAAUCUCUCUAUGUGGAAGUGAUCAAUUUUGAAGAUGAUUCACACCUGUUUUCUGCAGUGCAGGCACCAGCCUUCAUCGGUGCCACAUGGAAGUUUUGCCGAGAACAGCAAAGGUCAACUUUGAGACCUUGCACUGAAGAUGAGGCCACGUUUUCAUGCCAGCAAGCAGAGGCAAGCUAUUGCAUCCGAGACAGCUGCAUGUACGUGACCAAGACAAAAUCAUCUUUUGGACAAGUUGAAUUUUCGAAGUUGCCUGAAGAAGAGAAGAGAAUGUUUCGGGCUUCACGCAAAAAGGAGCUCGACAGCUUGGUUUCCACUGGCGCUGUGCGAAUUCUGUCUGUGGAGGAAAGUCUCAGAUUUUUGCGAGACACACCAGAACAGGUGAUUGAUUCCAAGUAUGUGGACCGCUACAAGCCUAUUGCAGUUUCAAAAGGAAAGCUGGAGGAGUACAAGUCCAAAGCACUGACUCAGGGACACUUCAAAGCCAUCGAGCUGGAAGCAGAUGCCACCAAUCCAAAAUCACGGUUGUGCGCAGUGGGAUGGCAGGAUCCGCAGAUCCUCGAGGUGGAGCGUUCUUCCCCGACGCCAUUGUCAACGAGCUUGUAUGCGUGCUUGCAGUUGGCAUCAAGCAGACGAUGGGCUACACGGGUUAAGGAUGUGAAGACCGCUUUCCUGCAGGCCUUGCCGACCACCAGGUCAAAACCACUUGCCUGCCGGAUGCCACGUGAUGAAUGUCCAGAAGGACUUGAUCCACGACAGCUCCUGUUGCUGCUCACCGAGAUCUAUGGCCUGGUGACUGGACCCAGCUGGUGGAGAAGGACACUUCUCAAAACAGCGACUGAGAAGCUGAAGUAUGAGGUGAAUUGCUAUGACAGGUGCAUCCUCACACUUCCAGCUGAAGAAUCCAAACGUGGAUCCCCAGGUGCAUUGUCCGACGGCUUCAUCGUCAUUGAGGUUGACGACAUUGCGGAGGCGGGUGGACCGAGGCAUCUGGAGAAAAUGAAGCAGUUGGAAUCAAUGCUGACUUUUGGGAAAGUCGAGAACCUGCAGUCUGCUGAAGGAACAAACUAUGCAGGACGUCAUUUGCGCCAGCUGCCUGAUUUCAGCUUUGAGAUCACGAUGGAGGAGUUCAUCUAUACGCGACUGGAACCGAUUCUCAGCCACAAAAAGGUUCUCAAAAAGCAUGCAGCUGAGACGCAACUGAACGAAAGCGAGAAGACGCAGUUGAGAGGCUUGAUCGCUUCUUUGAACUGGGUGUCAAGGGAAGGAAGGCCUGAUGCUUCAUCCGCAGCAUCAAUCCUGGCUUCGUCGUUUCCAAACCCGACAAUGGAGCAUGUGCAUGCCGCGAAUGAGGUGGUGAAGCACCUGAAGACCUUUCCUGUGACCCUCCGGAUUCAUGCGAUUCCCGAAAGCCAACUGCGACUGGUCCUGAUAGCAGAUUCAGCAUUCGACACCAGUGGACGUGAGAAAUCUCAACAUGGAUGGUUGCUUGGAUUUACAAAUCCACUGCUGAACAGAGGAGAGCCUGCGCCCAUCUCUCUUAUUCAGUGGCGAUCCAAGCGGCUUCGGAGAAAGGCAUCAUCUUCAUUGCUGUGCGAGGCGAUUUCGAUGUCUGCAGCGACAGGUGCUCUGGAACGCUUGGACGCCUUCUUCCAAAGCACCCGCCUGUCAGACUACAGCCCGAGACGAAAGCAGCUUUCAGAAGAUCAAUACCUUGAGGCCGCUGGAAAGGCAACAGUCAUUGCAAAUGACUCCAACAUCUAUCGAGAUCCUCACAGUGUCUGCGUCAUGGAUGCGAAGAGUCUGUAUGAUGCUCUGAAUUCGGAGCAAAGCCAGGGCGAUGAUGAUAGGAGUGCAUUAGAAACCGCGAUCAUUCGCGAAUCCAUGUCAGUGUGCCGCAGCCGACCCCGAUGGAUCCCUCACAACAUGAACCCAGCUGAUUCAAUGACGAAAUUUGUGGGUGGGCAUCAUGAGCCCCUGUUGAAGUUGUUGAAGACUGGAAAAUUUAUGAUAGAGGAAGAAGAAGAGGUCCUGCUGCGUGGCAAACAGUCAGAGCAGAGACUGAAAACCA